UCACAAGCAUAUGCAGCAAGAAGCAGUGGAUGCCACUACUCUUACCAUGGACAAGCAGCACUCCCAACAAAUGGAGCCGCAAGUGGAAGUGGCAGUGAUAGAUGGGAAGGAGUACUUUGUGAAGGUAUUCUGUGAGCACAGAGCAGGUGGGUUUGUGAAAUUGAUGGAGGCACUCAACACCUUAGGCAUGGAUGUUGUACAUGCCACUGUCACUAGCCACAAAGGCCUUGUCUCUAAUGUCUUCAAAGUUGAGGUCAGAUACCAUUUAACUCAUCAUUCAAAACAAAAUUAG
This is a messenger RNA of Arachis ipaensis, 292 nucleotides long. The record is from RefSeq and is a predicted model, not a curated record. NCBI's taxonomy places the organism in Eukaryota, Viridiplantae, Streptophyta, Magnoliopsida, Fabales, Fabaceae.